AUGGACAUCUCGCCGCAAAUCGACGACCCUCCCGCCGGAACCCCCACCCGCGGCCACCGGAACCGCUGCUACAUCUUCUUCCCCUGCUUCGACCGGCCCUCCUCGACUCCGCGAAGCCCCUCCGCCUCCCGCCCGGCGUGGUGGCGCAGGAUCCGUCCGCCCGAGGCCGGCGAGGCCUCCCUCUGGGCUCGGGGUGUGGUCGCGCUGCGGAAGAUCCGCGAGUGGUCGGAGAUCGUGGCCGGUCCGAGGUGGAAGACGUUCAUCCGGCGGUUCAAUCGGAGCCGGGCACCGGCCAGGCACGCGAAUUUCCAGUACGACUCAAUCAGCUACGCCAUGAAUUUCGACGAGGGCGGCGGCCGGUCGGAGGAGGAGGGCGGAGAUGGCUACUACUACGGGUCCCGCAACUUCUCGUCGAGGUACGCCAAGGGGUCCGUGGAUCUCAGCAGGGACGGGCCGCCGGCCACCGCAUGA
Striga hermonthica is the source of this 471-nucleotide messenger RNA. The record is from the annotation of a GenBank genome assembly. Lineage: Eukaryota; Viridiplantae; Streptophyta; Magnoliopsida; Lamiales; Orobanchaceae.